Messenger RNA from Siniperca chuatsi (mandarin fish), 2145 nucleotides. RefSeq lists its product as uncharacterized. The transcript is spliced from 4 exons. Bases 349 to 816 code for a protein of 155 amino acids. The record is from RefSeq and is a predicted model, not a curated record. Lineage: Eukaryota; Metazoa; Chordata; Actinopteri; Centrarchiformes; Sinipercidae.
AAUCUCAUUGUAACUUACUUUUUUCUCUCUUGCUCUCUUUCACACAUAUGCUCUCUUUCUCUCUCUCUCUCACUUCCUGUGAAACUGCCAGGCCAACUCAGUGGUUUUCUUCUGUCUCUGUGUUUUCUCACUGUGCGCUCUGCUGAACACCUCCAGCUGCUGACCUCUAUGCUCGCCUCCUUCCUCCCUACUUGCCUCCUCUCUGCUGCAGACCCACCAGACGUCAGGGAACAAAAUCAACCAUCCGCACCAGAUCUGGAAAUCUAUGGGCCCCCUAGUUAAAUCCCUGGGGUAAUGCAGAGCUGCUGUUCUUAGAAAUGAAGCUGUGAGACGUGUUCGGUGUGGUAGAUGUCUCUCUUCGCCAUGGCAGAAGCUCUGCCGAAGUACUACCACGGCGACAUCAGCAAGAAGCAGUGCGAGGAUCUGCUGGAAAAGAAGAACAAGGAUGGAGCCUACCUGAUCCGAAACAGCGAGACCAUCCAGGGAGCCAUGUGUCUGUGUGUUUAUAAACAGAGGGUGGUGUAUACCUACAGACUGCUGAAGACACACACUGGACACUAUACUCUGAUGACAGCUGGAGGUUUCGAUGAGACAUUUUUUAAGACUUUGGACGAUCUGAUCCGUCACUAUAAAAGGAGGAACCAGGGCCUGGCCAUACACCUGCGCCACUCCGUCAAAAGGAAGACGGCCAUGUUGAUCAGGCCCCCGGAACCAUGUGAACAGUCACCGGGGAAGCAGGUGUCUUUACCUGAAGAAGACCAUGACUAUGAGAAUGUCCCUGACUCAUCUGAAUACGUCGAAGUCUUGCCUACCUGAACAACUCUGACUUUGACAUUUAGCAUCAAACAAGAAAAGUCUGAACUAUGGGCGGUUGAAAAAGGUUCACAGACUCGAUUAUACUCAAGUAAGGAACUUGGACAAAUGGACAUGUGCUGAAGAACAGAGCUCUUCAUCUGCUUGUACUCCUGUAAUUAUCUGUUUUCCCCUGUUUUUAGCCGUGCUAGCAGUGUGGCUCUAUGGAUGUUGGUCAGUCCAGCUGUCCACUACUGUGGACAUUCAUUGUGAGCACAUUAGCAUGCUAAUGUUAGCAUUUAGUUCAAAGCAUCACUGUGCCUAAAGCUUUGUGGCUUUGUGGCUAGUGUGUGGGAGCUUUUUCUCUUUAGCUGCCGGUAAUGAGCAGUAACACGUGAUCUUUUUUACGGCUGCUGUGAGACACUGGCUUUCAGCUAUGGUGUGAUAACAAAUCUAAAACAAAAAUGAUCAAAGGACUCUUUACAUGUCUGAUCUGAUGCUAAAAUGAGCACCUAGGAGGACGCAUCCUAAACUGAUAGGUUCAGAACAUUUUGACAACUGCGUGGACUCAACUGAUCAUUUGCAUAUGACACAUCCAAAAUGUGAAUGUAUGUGUGCGUGUGGAAACUCUUGACCUAUUAAAGCUUGUUGCAAAUGUACUCAUGUAACAAAUAAUCAGCCAUCAAGUCAUCCAAGUGAAGGACAGUUUCAGUAUUUCUCAGCCCUAGACUGUUUAUCAUUAUCAUUAAUACCCAUGCAGAGCACAAUUUUUUACGUUUUUAAAUUUAGGAACCACUUUAACCAUCUGCAGCUUCUAACUGAUCUUAAACACAAUCCAAUAGGUUUAGUUUAAUGUAGAAACAUAAAACUAACAGAACAGCCACAUAUUUGUAUUUGUUGUAACUAUCAAACCUCGCAUUCUUUCAGAUCUUACUUAUGUCGUAUGGCAAGGUGCUAUAUGCAGUUAUGUGGACCCAAAAGCAGAUGACAAGGAAGCGGUCUCAGGGUGAAGUAGCCGGAUGACUACCAAGUUUAUUGUGGGGUGGAAUGCAGGCAUGUACAGGUAGAGGUGAAAGCAGGGGAGUGAGUCCAAGGUGGAAAAACACAGUUCACAAAGAAGCAGCCAAAAUCCAAGAUCCAAAACCACAAAUCCAAAAUCACAAAUCCAAAAUCCAAAAAUCCAAACAAGGGCCACAGGAGAACAAAGAAUCCAAUACAAACUUACAGUCAAGGCUAGGCAGGACCAACACCAUGUGUACAACAAUGAUCCGACACAGAACAAAGAAAAGACCAAGACUAAAUACCCAAGGGGAGGUGAUAUAACAAGACACAGGUGCCAACAAUCAAGGGAGG